CUUAUGUGUCUAGACCUAGAACAGCUGUAUGCAGGGGCAAACUGACCAUUUGGAAACUCGGGCACUGCACAAGGGCCCGGGGUCAGUAGGGGGCCCCAUGAGAUGCCCCUGGUACCUUUUUCAUAGGCUUUUUUGAGUUUGGGCAAGGACACAGGGGCCCCAUGAUCCCCUAUUGCCCAGGUGCCCCAUGAGUUGUCAGUCCGCCCCUGGCUUCUGCCCCUGCUAAUGACUCAUCAGCUGUCAGUGGUUUCCCUAUUGACAGCUGA
Staurois parvus is the source of this 266-nucleotide messenger RNA. NCBI's taxonomy places the organism in Eukaryota, Metazoa, Chordata, Amphibia, Anura, Ranidae. The record is from the annotation of a GenBank genome assembly.